This is a messenger RNA of Thelazia callipaeda (thelaziosis nematode), 1890 nucleotides long. NCBI's taxonomy places the organism in Eukaryota, Metazoa, Nematoda, Chromadorea, Rhabditida, Thelaziidae. The record is from the annotation of a GenBank genome assembly.
AUGUGGGCUCCAAUAGAUAAUACACAGGCAGAAACUGCAUCGCUAACUCCGUGGAGCAUUGAACAACAAAAUCGAUGGAGUGGUGUUACUGAUUACAGCAGUAAUGCAGCAUUUGAAGAGCACAUGCGAUCAAUUUUACCUCCAGCUUUUCGCAAUAAUACUGCCAAAGUUGUUUGGCAAGAGCCUAAAUCAUUAGAAACAAAUAUCAAUGAUGCUUUGGGUCUGUGGCAAGGAACUCCAAUCAAUCAGUUUUCGAUGGAACAGGAUCAGUCAAAUGGGACCAGUCAGUUCCCUCCAUCUUUCCCUGCUAGCGGUAUAGCAAACAGUUGGUCACAACCUGAAAUAGAGCAGCCAAAAACUUGGGAUAUGUCACCCCAGCCACAAUCAUUACGAGCAACAGCAGUUCAGUUUUGUGGUGGUGUGUCCCAGAGUAAAAUAUGGCCAAGUGAAGAACAAAUUUGGGGAGCACAGCGUCCUCCAGCGUUUCCAACUGCUCCUCCUCCACCUGCUUAUGCUGCUGGUUGGCAGCAGAACGCAGCGCGUGCUAAUCUUUUUCCUCCACCAACGCGUUUUACUGGACCACCAUUUGAAAAUAAUGCCGUAAUGGGUAAUUGGAUGCAGUGUCCAAUGAAUGAACCUAUUCAGCCACCUGUAGUACCACCUUCCAGUAUUCCGCCACCCCAAAGAAGUCGGUUGCAAAACAUAUGGGGUGGAGCACCAACGAUGAACAACACGAUCAAUAGAAUGUAUCUUCCUCCACCUAAUAUAGAAUAUAACAUACCAAAUAAUUUGCCUCAGUGGAACCCUUCUGCAGCCAACGCUGCUUCUGCAACUUCUGUAUCAGUUGUACCAAAGCCACAAUUCGGUCAUAAUUUCGUAAACCGUUCAUCACCUCCGAACACUUUCAAUUCCUACCCACAAAUUUCAAAGUCUGACUCGUUUAUGGGUGAAAAUGCUGUCUGGCAGGAUCCUGAAGGGGAAGUGCGUAAGUGGCAACGGGACACAGGCACCGCUGUAUGGGGUGAUCCUGAAAAACAACAAAAGGAAAUUAAACGAUGGAUUGUUCCAGCUGGGAAAGAGCAUGAAAGCCCUGAUUGUGACAGUGGAAGUCGUGUGAUUGUACCGCUUGGUUGGGGCAUCUUACCUUCAAGAUCAGGAACUGGGGGGGCUGCACCAACAUCAUCAAAUAGUGCUUUAUCGUGGCCAAGAAAUACGCAAGAAACAGCUGCAGGUGCAUCGAAUUCCGGCUGGGGGGGAAGUCGUCUGGUUUCAAGAAGCACGAGACCAGUUUAUUCCACACUUUGGGAACUUCUUGCAGAACACCAACCUUCGCCUUUGGAAAGCGCUUGGGUGCCAGACACCAAUGCAACUAUGCCAGCUUCUACGCAACAAAUUGUUGGUCAGUUACGUCAAGCUGUUGCUAAAGGGAUUGUUGACGUUGCACUUCUCAGUAAGCCCCUUCCUAAUGAAGCUCUCUCGGAAAUGCAUACUCUAUUGAGCCGUAUCCCAGUUUUGGAUCAGGCCGAAAAUGAUCUAGCACGUCUGAUGAGUAGUGUUAAAAUUAAUGAUGAUGCUGAUGGCGGAAGCAGACAUGUGGAAACACCAACAGAUCUCAUGACACCUGAGCAACGUUCCGAAUACAGUCGCCUAGUAAUUGAAAUUGCUGCUACUAAAACAGAAAUAGCAACAAUUCGUGAGCGCAUACGUGGCAAUGUCGAUGCUGUUUGUAAUAGGUCGGCAUCAACUUUGACUGAGAUUCAGCGUAUGCCGCCACCAACUCAACCAUCAUCGAAACUGCAAUCGGUUGUAACUUCGGCUCCUUCUCGUUUUGGUGACAGUAUACUGGACGUUGCUGUACGCGUUGAGCAACAAAAACUAUUUUCAAUUUAA